Molecule: messenger RNA, 5109 nt
Organism: Entrophospora candida
Lineage: Eukaryota; Fungi; Glomeromycota; Glomeromycetes; Entrophosporales; Entrophosporaceae
Source: the annotation of a GenBank genome assembly
AUGGAUAUUAAUUUAACAACAGGCUCAACAGACUUGUUGGAUGUUGAAAAUAUUGAAUAUUCUUUUCCUUUACUUAUUGCGUCGAUCAUAUUUAAUUGGUCUUUUUCACUAGCAUCUUUUGCUACAAUUACUCUUCCUACUUGGAUCUAUAAACUUCUUUCGUGGUCAUUCACAUUGCAACUCAAUUUUACAACAUUAUUAAUAUUUUUUGGAUUAUCUUUUACUUUAGGAUAUUUUGUGGUUCGUUAUCGGUUUCAUAACAAAUACUCACGCCUUCCAGUAGAGAAGCCUCAAUCUCAAGGACCAUGUUAUGAUUUACAUCCCGAUGUCACUGGUGAAAGUGAAAAACCGAGUAAAUACCCAGAUGAAUUUUUGAGCAUGUUUUUGGAGGGUAUUAAAGUUUUUGGAUAUUUGGAAAAGCCUGUUUUUAAUGAACUGGCAAGACAUCUACAAACAAAAAAAUUAUUAACCGGUGACACGUUAAUGUUAGAAAAAGAAAGAUCUUUUUAUAUUGUGGUUGAUGGUCAUGUCCAAGUAUUUGUGAAAACUGUUAAUGAAGAAGAAAUAGCAUUGGAUCCAUUUGAAAGUGAUGAUUAUAAUCGUGGCUAUCAAUUGUUGAAUGAGGUUACAAAUGGUGGUACAUUGUCAAGUUUGUUUACAAUUCUUUCUUUAUUCACUGAAGAUAUUGAACUUCGAUAUCCUGAAACUGAAGAACCAACAACAGUAGCAGAGGAGAAAAAAGAUCAUGUUGACAACGUCACUGACUCGAAAAAUAAAUCAUCGGAAAAAUAUGAUGAUGGUAUUCCGCCUACAAAUGAUCAAGAAGGCUGGAAAAUUAUGUUUUCCAAUUUAAAUACUUUGGAUGAAGAAGCAGAUGAUUAUUUUGGGAAAAUUAAUCAUCAAAAAAAACCUUCAAGAAAAGAUAAAACAAAUAAUAAUACUUUGUCAAAUCUUUCAUCGCCACCAAAUGAAUAUUCAAGACCUCAAAUUCUUCGAAAAAUUUCAAAAGAAAGUUUGCAUUCAUUAAAUGUCCAUCCUAACAUCAUUGCUAGAGCUACUGUUGACACUACUUUGGCUGUUAUACCAUCAGAGGCAUUUCAUAGGCUAACGGAAAAUUUUCCAAAUUCUGUAGCUCAUAUUGUGCAGGUAAUAUUAACUCGUUUUCAAAGAGUUACUUUUUGGACCGGAUACAAAUAUUUAGGUCUGACUAAGGAUCUUUUGAGAACUGAAAAAUUGAUGAACGAUGUUGCUAGUUAUGGACUCCCAAAUGAUUUCUUUAGACCUGGUAGUAUGGAACGGCUUAGAUUAAAAUUUGUUGGUUUAGACUCAUCUCUUACAUCUACAACUACUAGAUACCUUUCAGUUCCUACCAAAGAACGUGUGAAGCCUACAAGUGGAUCACCUAUAAAUGGUCGUGACUAUGAUGCGGAAGAUGACCAGUAUCUUCGUGAAUCAGUUCUUGAAGGUAUAUCAAAGGGUAUUGGUCUUUUACAGCCUAGUUGUGAUGAUGAAUCGAUUUCAGAGACAAUUUCUUCAGUAAAUAGUGAAAUAGAAAGUGAUGUUGAAAUUUUAUUUUAUCCAAAAGGCUCCCAUCUAGUUAAGGAAGAUGAAAGAAAUGUCGGCUUAUUUUUUGUCAUUGAUGGUAUUUUAGAUGUAUAUGUUACUGCAAACAAAAAUGAUUUAUUUGGAAGCUCUACUCCAUUUGAAUCAAAAAUUACUACUCCAAUUCCUUUGUCGGCAAAAUCUUUACAUAAAAAAAAGGAAUCAAUCUCAAAUGGUCCGAAUAUUAAUACUAGAGACCGUAGCUUAUUCAUGAUCAAAUCCGGAGGUAUUGCUGGAUAUCUAGCAGCGUUGACAGGAUUUCCUUCUUUUGUCAAUAUUCGAGCUAGUACAGAUACCUAUGUUGGAUUUUUAUCAAAGGCUUCUUUAAAUCGUCUCAUGGAAAAAAAUCCAACCAUACUUUUAACUUUAGCAAAAAGAUUGAUUAAACUUUUGUCGCCAUUAAUUCUUCAUAUUGAUUUUGCGCUUGAUUGGUUACAAGUUAAUGCAGGUCAAGUUUUAUAUAGAAAAGGUGAUGUUAGUGAUUCCAUAUAUAUUGUGCUUAGUGGUCGUGUGCGUACAAUUAAUGAAAAGGAAAGUGGAGUGAUUGAUAUUCUUGGAGAAUAUGGGAAAGCUGGAGCACCACGUCCAUACACUUUACAUGCUAUUCGUGAUACUGAAUUGGCUCGCAUGCCAAAAACCUUAUUUAAUUCACUUGCUCUUAGACAUCCAGAAAUCACCUUACAAAUAUCUCGUAUUAUAGCAGGAAGGACACAUUUACAACAAGAAUUGGAUUGUAAUAUUGGUAAUACUAGCAGUACAGAGUUUGGGAAAAAUAAUAGAAAUUUAAAAACAGUCGGAAUAUUACCGGUUAAUGGAAGUGUUCCUGUGGCCGAAUUUGCCAGCAAGUUAAAAAAUGCAUUACUUAAAACCGGUGAAUCGUGCAUACUUUUGAAUCAUGCUUCUGUAGUUUCUGCAUUGGGUAAACAUGCAUUCAAUCAAAUUGGAAGGUUAAAAUUAAUUAAUUGGUUGGCAGAACAAGAAGAAAAUGCUAGAAUAGUAUUAUAUUUGGCUGAUGGGGGUAUAAAUUCUUCAUGGACUCAAACUUGUAUUAGACAGGCGGAUUGCAUACUUUUAGUUGGAUUGGGUGACUCAGAGCCAUCUAUUGGAGAAUAUGAAAGAAUUUUAAUCGGUGCAAAAACCACAGCCAGAAAAGAACUUGUUUUGUUACAUUCAGAACGAAAUUGUUCGCCAGGGACUACUCGCCAGUGGUUGAAGAAUCGAUUAUGGAUACAUGCUCACCAUCAUGUACAAAUGAAUGUUGCAAAACCAAACAUGUUGAUUGAACCAUCUAGAAAGAAUACUUUAUUGAAUAUAAAAGAUAUAAAAGAUCAAAUACAAAAGUAUUAUCCUAUAAGUUAUUAUCCUAGGAGGCAAAAAAGAUCACCCGCUAUUUAUACCGGAAAUAGAAGUGACUUUGCGAGAUUAGCACGUCGUCUCUGCGGAAAAUCUGUUGGUCUUGUUUUAGGGGGUGGUGGUGCCCGUGGGAUUGCUCAUAUUGGUGUGAUUAGAGCAUUAGAGGAAGCGGGAAUUCCAAUAGACAUGAUCGGAGGUACUAGUAUUGGUUCAUUUAUAGGUGGACUAUAUGCUCGAGAUUCAGAUAAUGUAGCAAUUUUAGGCAGAGCCAAAGCAUUUGCAAGUAGGAUGAGUAGUAAAUGGAGACAAGUUUUUGACUUGACUUAUCCGGUUACUGCAUGGUUUACAGGAUAUGAAUUUAAUCGUGGUAUUUGGAAAAGUCUUUAUGAUACACUAAUUGAAGAUUUUUGGUUGUCAUAUUUUUGUGUUACCACUAAUAUAACGUGGUCCAGAAUGGAGGUUCAUCAAUCUGGGUAUGCAUGGCGAUAUAUUAGAGCUUCCAUGUCACUAUCUGGAUUCUUGCCUCCAAUAUGCGAUAAUGGUAAUUUAUUAGUUGAUGGUGGAUAUAUGGACAAUUUACCAGUUGGGAUUAUGAAAUCCAUGGGUGCUGAUACAAUUAUUGCAGUAGACGUUGCUAGCCAUGAUGAUACGUCACCUGUAUAUUAUGGAGAUUCAUUAUCAGGGUGGUGGGUUUUACUUAAUAAAUUUAAUCCAUUUAGUAAUCAGAAGAUUCCCAGUAUAGCAGAUAUACAGUCGCGUUUAGCAUAUGUAUCAAGUGUGAAAACAUUGGAGGAAGCAAAGAAUACACCAGGUUGUUUGUAUAUGGAAAUGCCAGUGCAACAAUAUGGAACUUUAGAGUUUAGUAAAUUUGAUGAAAUUUUUGAGGUUGGGUAUAAGGCAGGAAAAGAAUUAUUAAUAAGGUGGGAAGCUGAGGGUAAAAUUGCGGGAUUAAUAGACAAAGGGUGUAAUGGGUAUCAAAGAGAUAGAAUUCAAAGAAGAAAUAAAAAUGAAUUAGAAAAAAACUUUUACAUUCAAGUAAAAUGGAGAAUGGAUCCACUAAAAAAUUUAAAUCAUAGAGAUGAGGCAAUUGUAUGUGAGAUAACGAUCAGCGAUUGUAAAUCUUUUUGGAAUCAAAAUGUCACGAUUGGUGAUCUAAAGCUUGUCAAGCCUGAAAGUUUUCAUGAAGUAUCUAAAUUUUGUGGAGCUACACAAGCUGCAUUUUCAGGACAAACAAUGUUUGAAGACUAUAAAUUGUCUUGCCGAGUAACUAUUACAGAAAAUAAAGCAAACCUUGCUUGGAGAUGUUCAUUAGAAAAUUCUGGAUUCAGUAGUAUGACAUUUCAAUUUACUCUUGGAAACAUCACAUUGACUCCUGUUUCAUCAUUUGAAACUGAAAAAUUAUGGAAAGAAUGGUUGAAUUUUUUUCUUGAUGAGCGUCAAAAUUUGUUGGCAGGUAGAAACGCUUGUGAGUCUCGUGUAUCAGCAUUAGAAAACAUUCGGGAUCAAAUGCAAGAAAAAAUUGAAGUAAUGAUUAGCGAGAAGUUGAAUGCCGAGGCAAUAUUAAUGGAAAGGUUUAAAAAAGUACUUAAUGCUAAAAAAAAGAAAAUUAGAAAAUUGAUGAAAGCUUUAAGUUCGAAUGGAGCAAUCAUACCAGGACAGGGACUUGAUCCGUCUGAUUUUUCAGCAGAACAGGAACUUGAUCCAUCAGAUUUUCCAGCAUCCAAAAAAAAUAGAUUCGACAACACAAUAAAUAACGUACCUUCAACAAAUGACGAUAUUGAUAAUGUUGAUUAUAGGAAUAGUGUAAAUAAUAAGGGUAAAGAAAAGGUUGGGGGAAGCGAAACUUAUCACGGUCGUAAAAUACUUUCAACAGAUGACGAUAUUGAUAAAGUUGAUUAUAGAAAUAGUGUAGAUAAUGAGAGUAAAGAAAAGGUUGGAGGAAGUGAAACUUAUCAUGGUCAAAUAGUUAAAUCCAGAUUUUUAAGGCGUAAACACUCUCAAGCAACACCAAUUGAACCAUCAUCGGCUAUGGAAGAUGUUAUAACAGAUAAUUUAACAAACAAAUCGAUGCAAGUAAGCGGAAUCUCAUCUCGAACCAAUAAUGUAGAAAACACUGAAUCUGAUGCUGUUGAAAUUUUAUUAGAUCAAUUGUGA